AUGACUACCAGUACAACUAGCGCUACUGGGACGGCAGAUAAAACAACCACUAUGAUCACCAGUACAACUAGUGGUACUGGGACGACAGAUAAAACAACCACUAUGACCACCAGUACAAAUAUCGAUACUGAGACGACAGAUAAAAGUACCACUAUGACCACCAGUACCACUAGCGCUACUGAGACGACAGAUAAAAGUACCACCAUGACCACCAGUACCACUAGCGCUACUGAGACGGCAGAUAAAAGUACCACUAUGACCACCAGUACAACUAUCGCUACUGGGACGGCAGAUAAAAGGACCGCUUUGACCACCAGUACAACAAGCGCUACUGGGACGGCAGAUAAAAGGACCACUAUGACCACCAGUACAACUAUCGCUACUGGGACGGCAGAUAAAAGUACCACUAUGACCACCAGUACAACUAUCGCUACUGGGACGGCAGAUAAAAGGACCGCUUUGACCAACAGUACAACAAGCGCUACUGAGACGGCAGAUAAAAGUACCACUAUGACCACCAGUACAACUAUCGCUACUGGGACGGCAGAUAAAAGGACCGCUUUGACCACCAGUACAACAAGCGCUACUGAGACGGCAGAUAAAAGUACCACUAUGACCACCAGUACAACUAUCGCUACUGGGACGGCAGAUAAAAGUACCACUAUGACCACCAGUACAACUAUCGCUACUGGGACGGCAGAUAAAAGGACCGCUUUGACCACCAGUACAACUAACGCUACUGGGACGACAGAUAAAACAACCACUAUGACCACCAAACAACAAGCGCUACUGAGACGACAGAUAAAAGUACCACUUUGA
Messenger RNA from Mya arenaria, 819 nucleotides. RefSeq lists its product as uncharacterized. Bases 1 to 819 code for a protein of 272 amino acids. The transcript has 2 exons. The record is from RefSeq and is a predicted model, not a curated record. NCBI's taxonomy places the organism in Eukaryota, Metazoa, Mollusca, Bivalvia, Myida, Myidae.